AUGAAAGGUUAUCAAAUUCUUGGUCUUGCUCUUGCUGCUACUGCUGUUCACGCCCAAUGUGGUUGUACUAGCUCAUCGGAUCCUAGCUGCUGGACCGAAUGUGUUGAGCAAACCCAUAGCUGUUUAUCCACUUGCCAAGAUGGCAAUUGCUAUUCUGGAUGUAUCAGCAAGCAUUGGCCCAAUGGUCAAACAGCUGAUACUACUUCAGCGGCCUCUAACGCAGCAUCAGCUUCCGCUACAGCUUCAGCUGUGUCUGAAAGUGCAAGUGCAAGUGCUUCGGCAGCUGUUUCUUCUGCUGAAGUAUCAAGCAGUGGUAUCUCGUCAGCUGCUAGCGCGUCAGCUUCUUCAGCUGCAAGCAGCAUCUCCGCCUCUGUAUCGGCGUCAGCAUCCUCAAUUUUGCCAUCAUCAAGCGUUCUACCAAGCUCAUUCUCAUCUAUGCUCUUGCCAUCAAGCAGCAGCUUGUCGCCAUCCGCUUCCCAAACAGCUCCUGGUGCAAAUGCAGGCACCGUUUUGUCCGUUUCCAAGGAGGUGUUGGGUCUUGCUGUGGGUCUUGCAUUAUUUACUACAGGUCUCAUGCAGUAA
Molecule: messenger RNA, 582 nt
Organism: Lichtheimia ornata
Lineage: Eukaryota; Fungi; Mucoromycota; Mucoromycetes; Mucorales; Lichtheimiaceae
Exons: 3
Coding region: 1-582 (193 amino acids)
Source: RefSeq, a predicted model, not a curated record